AUGGACAUCCCACAGAAAGAGUUUGAAAUGAAAUGUUUUAUCGACGAUAUUGAUUGUAUGGGAGAAGUUGAUGAGCGCAUUGUCGAAGAAAAUCAUUUUAACAUUCCAUGGAAGCUAGAAAUUCAACGAAGUGAAGAUUUUCUCACAAUCUAUUUGGUUUGUUCAAAGCCAAAUCAAAGUGAUCACUGGGAAGUGAAAACAGAGAUAACAGUACAAGUAUUAUCGAUAGACGGAACAUCGCAAACAAUGAAAAGCUAUCAUCGAUACAAAAAUGUGGAUAACCCAGAAGUUUAUAAUCAUUUUGGAUGGUACGAUUUUAUGACAUGGGAUAUGCUGGAAAAUAAUUUUGCAAUUAACGGAGAGGUGACGAUUCAAGCAAAUGUUCGAAUUCUGGAAAUGGUUGGAUUUAGAAAGGAAAAUUUGAAAGUGUUCGAUGAAUCGGUCAAGGAGUUCUCGGAUAUCGUGCUGGUUGUCAGAGAUCGGAAGUUUUAUACAUCGAAACUGUUCCUCGGAUUCCAAUCAUCAUAUUUCAAAUCUCUUCUUCUCGGAGAUUUCGCCGAGUCGAGACAAUCAGAAGUGGUUCUCAAAAAUAUCAAUCCGGACGAUUUUCAGAAUUUUCUGGAAUUAAUUCAUGGAGAAUCGCCGAUCGAUGGAGUCCUUCAUUUGGCAGUUCUUUACGAUUCGCCUACUGCAAUCAAGCGAUGCGAAGAAUUCUUGGUGAAAGAAUCAAAGAAGACGCUGAAAGUCAAGUUGGAACUCUCUACUCGUUACAAUUUGAAAGUUUUGAAGGAAAAAUGCAUGUCCGAGAUCAAAUCCAUCGACGAUAUUCGAUCAUUGGUUUCGGGCAAUAUCGACGAAAUGGACUCAUCGCUUUCUAAAGAAUUAUUCAAGAAAUGCAUUUCUAUGUUUUGA
Messenger RNA from Caenorhabditis remanei, 912 nucleotides. RefSeq lists its product as uncharacterized. NCBI's taxonomy places the organism in Eukaryota, Metazoa, Nematoda, Chromadorea, Rhabditida, Rhabditidae. Gene Ontology annotation, molecular function: protein binding. Bases 1 to 912 code for a protein of 303 amino acids. The record is from RefSeq and is a predicted model, not a curated record. The transcript has 4 exons.